Cryptotermes secundus is the source of this 7857-nucleotide messenger RNA. It is a transcript of the gene Cc2d2a, whose product is annotated as coiled-coil and C2 domain-containing protein 2A. Gene Ontology annotation, cellular component: ciliary transition zone. Bases 438 to 5174 code for a protein of 1578 amino acids. Gene Ontology annotation, biological process: non-motile cilium assembly; protein localization to ciliary transition zone. The transcript has 27 exons. NCBI's taxonomy places the organism in Eukaryota, Metazoa, Arthropoda, Insecta, Blattodea, Kalotermitidae. The record is from RefSeq and is a predicted model, not a curated record.
UAAUCUUUCAACAAAUGAAAGAACCAACUUUGAGUCUUGUUAUGUAAAGCAAGACAAACACGUGUUGUUGUUGUUGUGCUUAGGGCCAAGGUUUUUCAGUCUUUACAGACGCGAACGAGACAUGGCGCCGCUGUAGGACUUAACAAGUUUUAUGUUAAUUUCCGGGAGUGUAAUAAGUUUCCUAGAGAGAGCGUUUUAGAAUAAAAGUAGUCUACUGAACGAAGUUGUAUAAAUUUUUGAGUUUAUGUAGAUCUUCACCGUUUUCAUCACAGUGUAACCAGGAACAGAUUGAAGAUGAGGCAGAAGAAUUAAUAAGUUUAAAAUCGAGGAGUGCUGUACGUCAAGUGUGUGAUAAUGAAGCAGAAUCAUCAUUCAUCACAUCACCAACGAGAAGCUCGGUGUCUACAGUAGGAAGCAGCAGACAACGAAGGAGAGAAAUGACUGCCACAGAAUCUCCCUCAGUUGGGCAUUCUGCAAAAACAGAUACUGUUGAAGAUAUCUAUUCACUAAGAAGAGACAAGAGUUCAACACCGGUAUCAUAUCUUUCUCGGACAAAUAAGGGCACCCUGGAUCAUUUAAGUAAGGAUGAAAUGGAAUCUAAAGAUAUCAUGAGCACUGGCAGCAGACAUUCGCUUGGAGAAUCAUCUAUAGAGGGCAGUAGGAGUUUCACUCCGCAAUCAGAUAGCCGAUCAUAUCGAGAUAGACUGAGAGACCGAUUUCAAGCUGUGCGGGAACGUGCUGGAACUUCAGUGAUUGAGACGCAUACUCGCUCACGCUUGAGACGCAGACGUUUGAAUCAGCCCAGUGGUUCAUGUUUUGAUGAUCUCCUUCGGAAAGAAGAAGCUCAAGUCGGAGAUGCACUGGAGAGACAUGAAGAAGUGAAGGCAAGGUGGAAGGAAACAAUUGAAGCUGUGAAAGAGGGCGCAAGUAAUGAAGCUGCAUAUGAUUUCUUCACACAAAUGCAUGUGGAGGAUGACAGAGAAGGAGAAGAACAGACACACUCAGCACUAGCCAGCCCCAGUGGCCCUCAGGGUGAAAGUGAAGAACCUGAGGGUGGUGAAGAGCAAACAAAGUUGGUAACAGCUGACUAUUUGGGUCUACGUGAUGAGUGGGAACUUGUUCAGAUGGUGGCCCCUGUGUACGAGAGAGAAGAACAAGAGGCUCGUGAGCAAGAGCUUUACUUCCACCCCAGCACGACUCCAGUGCCACUAGAAGACAAGUUGAAGCCUGAUCUUGAGGUCCGUUACCCAGAAGAGGAGGGUCUGUAUGUGGGGAGCCGUCUCACUGUUACCAACCGAAACAGGAACAAAUUAGAGCGACGCCUGUUGGCUGGUGGGGAUAGGAAAUGGUUUGGUGGUGAUGGUGAAAUUAUAUCACAACGGGACCCCUGCAGGAAGAUUCCAUUUCGCCCUCCAGUGUUUGAGGAAAUAAAUCCCAUCCUAAGCACUGAAUAUAAACCGGCAGCAAUCAGCGAUUUUGAGAACAAGUACAUAGUUCAGCCUGGUGAAGUUGGUGUAGAGGAUCACUAUCUGCUGGAAUUGGACAUCUGCUCUGUGUCGUUCAGCCACCAUCCACUAUUCAGUAGAGAGCACGUUUUGGCACAGCGUGUCACUGAACUGUACCAGAAAUACAAUCAUUCUAUAGUGCUGGGACAACAGCAGAGGCUGGCAGGCAGACUGGAGGCUCUCCGCAGGGCUCGGGAUAGCUUGAAGAAGGCCCUUAGACAAAUGGCUGAUGCCAGCCCUCAGCAGUUGGAGAGAUUACAGAGGUAUGCUGCUGAGGUCCGUGAGGCACGCCAGUUGAGGCAGACAGAAGGCCACAACAACCGUCAGCUGCUGAGUAACCUACUGAUUACGUGGCGUGACCUCAAAAAGCUGAGGGAACUUCAGGGUUACACAUCGACACAACUUAAAUUACAGAUUCACAAGGAGUAUGCUGAGGAUCCAGCUGCGGAGAUCAAGGCAUGGGAUGAAGAGAUUCGCAAGGAAAUAGAUGAACUUGAGGAAGAGUAUCAGGAAGAAUACAACAAGCAGCUAGAUGAAUAUUCGGACAAGCUUAUUUUGUGGAAAAAGAGAAGAAAGGCGCUGCGUGAAGCAAAAAAGAAGUACCAGAAGGAAGCAGAACAGAGAAUUGAGAAAGAGUCUGGUGAUGAAGUGGAGCAGGAGAUGAUGGAACCCCUUGGGGAAGAACCCAAACCACCCGCUAAAGUGGACAUGAGCACAAUAAGGUCAGAGGUGACAGAACGGUUGUUCAAGUCCUUGCGUCCGCCAGGAGAACCCAAAGUUCACCUGCAGCUGACAACCACUGGACAUGUUGAUCAGAAUCCUGCCUGUCCCAAUGAACAGGAGAGGAGAGCAGCCGUCAAAAGGUGUGAACUUUAUGUGAAGAUCUUCUACAACCAGAAGGAAGUGUGCACUUCACGCCCUCAGCCUCUGGGUCCGAGAUUUAUUGUGUCAUUCGGCCAACUGUUCCCAAUCCGCAUCUUGCAGUGGCCUGAGAGCCUUAAGGUGGAGCUACAUGAAGAGGGGGGCACCCUUGCGCACCAUCUGGUUGCAGAGAUAUACAUUCCAUUUCCCAGCAGUGGCAUAACGCUACAGAACUGCUUGUUGGAGCGUCAUGAGUUCAGCAGUAACCAAGUGCUGACAUUCAGCCAUGCAGGUGUUGGCAGUGGAACGUACUUCUGUCCAUUCCCAGAGGGCAGUAACAAGGAAGUCACCUGUUUCUACACAUCAGGCGUGCUGGCAUGCAGGCUGGGAUGGGGAGUGGAGAGCGAGGAGCAUCAAGGAGGGGGUGGGAAGAUACUGGCACCUCCAGAGAAGUACUGGACCAAAGGACGGAGGGACAGUUGUACAGACCUGAUGGCAUUGCUUGGUGCAGAAGGUGCCCUGGACAUUGAGAAACUGCGGGAGUGGGCAGAGAAGUCACAGCUUGACCCAAAUGAUCCCAGCAAUGCUUCUUUCUUCUAUUUCAUCAAGAAUGCAGGUAUGGGGUUCAACACAGAACCAAACUACUUUCGUUUAGAUCCACUGCAGGUAGAGUUUGAUUUCUGCAAAAUGGAGGAUUUGGAUACAAAUUCACGCCUGCGAUUAUUAUGGCUGCGAGACCAGGGGGAGCCCGAGUUUCGUGGACUUCGCAUUGUUCCACUUCGAGAGAAAGAGAUACCAAAGGAUGUAUUUAAGGUGUAUGAGAAGCGCCUGAUGAGUACAGAUCCACAUGUGGAAACGCUGUCCUCCGAUCAACUGGAGUUUCAUCGGGACUGGGGCCAGCAGUUCCUACAGAAAGUGAGACAAAGGGUCCUGAAGCAGUGUCACCUCGCCCAGCAGCAUCGCCAACUGCAGGACAUCGUAAUUGAGGACCAAGUGCCAGACAUAGGGACUCUUGGACUAACUUUUAUGAAAUGGCUGCAACCUAAGAGGCCUCUGCGACCCACAAGGAGGGAAAGGAAGAAGGUCACAAUGCAGAAUCUGGCAGGUCAAGAGGUCAAGGUCAUUGUGAAUGUGAUUCAUGCAUUUGAAGUUCCUGUGAGAAAGGAUGUGGACACAGUGGGAGGAGGUCAGCAAGGCUUGCGAUUCUCAAUGGUUCCCGUACGUCCAUUUGUGGAGGUGUCAUUUCAGGGAGUCAGUAUGAGGACAACAACUGCAGAAGGUGCAAACCCCACCUGGAAUCAGAAUUUACAGUUGCCUUUGAAGCCACCAAAUGGUGAUUACUCUCCUGGCAAUCUCCAGUCAAUUCAGGACAGCUUGUACCUUCAUCUGUUUGAUGAGAUCGUAGUUGACUUGUUGGAAGAUGAUCGAAUGAGAGAGACCAACAUCCAUCAACGACUUGAACGAAACUGGCUGGGGAGUCUGCAGAUCCCAUUCUCCACCCUCUACUUUAAUUCAAGGAUUGAGGGAACAUUCAAGUUGUACUCUCCACCGAUCUUGUUGGGCUAUGAGAAGGAGUCACACCAUCGUCAGUUCAGUGUUCUCACCAUCCCAGGAGACAAUCAGCCAGGCUUACCCCAAAGAGAUGCAACUUUCCUCAGCCUGUUCAUCACAGUUCAACCUCCCCUGAACCCUCCAGAGCCCUUCAAGGAGAAGUUGGAGAGUAGUGAGUUGCCAUUCAUGGAGGAACACCUGGAAAAUUGGGAGCUGCAGGUGGCUAAACAGUUUCCCCACAGAAAAGUGAAGACAUUGGUCAUUGACAUCAGUGGGAAGUCUGUCUGCAUCACCAGGUUCUUCCGGCCCCUUGCCCCUCCAGUGCUGCUAGAAGGAGAGCCGAUAACAGAGGAAAUGGCUGCACGCUUUGUGUCAAUGAUACCUAUGAUAGCUGGCAGCACUCUCUUUCCAGGGCUGUUUGACAUCUGGCUUACGUGUGAUCAAGUCGUGCGUCUGUUAUCUGGCGACUCUGAGGACCAUGCAGUGUUACUCUGCUGUUUCCUUAUGCACCUUGGUAAGAAAGCCUGGUUGCUGCUUGGUGUGGGGAUACCACACGGGCCGACUGCAUAUGUACUUACAAGGGAGGAAGAGCAACACAAGUUCAGUUACUGGCUAUGGGAUCCUUCCUCUGGCCAGAAGUAUAGCAUUCAGGAUAGCUUCUGUCCUCUACAGAAAGUGUUCUGUCUCGUUAAUGAUGAAAAUAUUUGGGUUAAUGUACAGCAAGAGGAAUUGCCAUGGCGUACAAGAUUUGACAUAAGUCAUCGUUCUGACUGGCGACCUGCCUUUGGACGCAGCAUAGGGGCUCCUAUGGGGAGUGUUCAGCCUGCAUCGUUAGACUACACUGCCACUUCAGUCUCUGCCACACAGUUGCUGCAGGACCGAAUUGAGAAGCAGCUGAGGGACUCUCUCAUGAAGUGGAGAAAGACAGCAAGGACUCUGUGGAACCGUUACUGCAUCGCUAUCCUGCGCAAAUUGCUGCCAGCAUUAGAGCACGCCACAUGGAAGCAGCAGAACUUGUCCACCCCUGACCACAUUCAAGAGUUACAGCACAUUCUGGGUUCCCACAAGAUGUGUGGGUUUCCUAUCAACCUUCCCUACACCAAUAUGGAAGCAAUUACAGAGGCUAUGAAGGCUACAGGUGUCCAUUACAACGAGAGUCCGGAUGUAGAAUUUGCGCUGGCUGUCUAUGUCCACCCAUUUCCUAACAAUGUGCUGUCUGUGUGGGUUUAUGUUGCAUCCCUUGUCAAGCGGAGAUGACAUUCCAUCAUCAUCUUCUGCUUCAUUUCAGGCUGCAUGAAUGAUCAUGCUGAUUGGCUGAUACUUCUGCAGGAAGUCCAUGUCCUUCAACAAGACAUCCUAUAUUGGCUGAAGCCAUCUUAACUAUACAAGACACAAAGAAGUGAACUGAUGAGAUGUAUGAAACGGUGUUACCUCAGUAAACAUUAUUUUUUUUAAAUAAAAUAUAAAUUCGUCUUGUGUUGCAAGACACAUGACUUGGCUCAGGGUCAGGUACACAUUACAGAAAUGUUGCAACUUCUUGAUACCCCCUCCAGGCCUAAUGUUUCUAUGUAAAUGUUUGUUUCGAGCCCCAACAUUUCAAAGUAUUAACGUCUUAUCUCCCAGUGACAUCUGUUGUGAGGAAGUUGAUUUGUUACUUGCCUUAGCAGUUACCAGACCCCUGGGCCAGAACCUGAAGAAGUUUCAGGAUAGGGCAGAAGAGGAAGCUGACUAGUGGCCAUAUUGAGGACAGCACUUAACCUUUAGCAGUGGACAUGGAGGCUUCCAAUCUAAGGGGAGCUCAGAAGUUUUGUGUGAGAUUUGACAUCCUCAUAGAAGUGGUUAUGAAGACUUUUUAUCAUCUGGGAUGUAAUGUCAUGCAGUCUGGUAGAAGUUUACUGAAUUUUGAAUGAACAUAAUUCCUCCUCCUUCAGGAUCAAAGAGUAAGCCAAGCAGACACAUAAGCAUCAAUCAGGGUCUGCUUGCUGGUUGAACUUACUCUUUGACCCAGAAGCAGAGGCAAAAUGUUGUUAAAAUACUACUAGACUACAUAGCAUGACAUCUUGAAAGAUAACAGUCUUAAAAAAUUUUGUGCUUCAAGUUUUCAAUAAACUGUAUUUCUGGAAAGAAAAAGGGGUAUUGUUAGAUAGUCUGUGUGAAUUUAAAUUUUUGGUCAUGAGGGAUUUCUCAGUGAGAAGGUUAGGAUGUUGAAAGGUCAUGAAGGAGACCGUUUCUGUGCUGAGAACAUUUUUGAGACGGACUUCAGUACCUGCAGUCACAGGAUGACGAUGGCUGGCACAGGGGACAUACAGAUCAACACUGGUUUCAAACCACAGUGAAGACCAGGAAUUUCCCACACACAGAAAGUUUUAUUUUAUAGAGAGGUAAGGCAAGGGGAAAAGAUGCAUUGAUAAAUUUAUAGGGCACCUUGCAAUGUGAAGACUUUAUAGACUAGUAUGUUUCCAGAUCAGGAAAAUCAUAUUUUCAAACAAAUUUGUUAGUUUGGUAUACUGCUUGAGAACUUUGAAAACAAAAUAUUGAGUAUAUGAGUGCCCUGUUUAGUUAUCCAUAUUAAAAUAUGACGAAUUCAGAAGCCAUUGGUCCUAACAUCUGCGUCUGGUGAACCAUACAGCACCUGUACUGAGAAAUCUGCAGUGUUAAUUAGAAAUAUAAAAUUACAUACUCUUUCAAUCAUUAUUUAUUACAUCUUAAUUAUGAGGAUAUAACUUAUAAUUAUGCUGACAUUAAGAAUGAGGAAUUCCUUAUGUUGCUUUGGUAUUAAAUUCAGUUUUAUAAUUAAAAGCAUUGAAUAUCAACAUGAGAUACAUUUCUUGCAUACAUAUACUCUGUACCGUGCACAGUGAAUGUUAGGAGCAGAGUUCACAAUUUUGGUCAGCUGGGUUCCAAACCAGUGUAACCCACUACCAGGACAGACAGUCUGCAUAACUGCAUAAGCUUGCAGGUCCAGUGUGGUCCACAGAGCAAGUUUUUGGACAGUGAGAGGAAUUAUUUUACAGCAACACUGCACAGCACACAGCAUUGCGAAGCAACAGAUUUGAGACCAAGGUAACCCGUAUAGACUCAGACUUCUGGCAGUGUACCCUGUUUAAAAGAAUGAAGCUCUGAUGACCCAUAUCACAGAGGGAACAUUUACAUUGUUACUGGAGGAAAUGCCAGUACCUGACUGGCCAGGAAACCUUUCAUUUGUUGCCUUCAAUAUGUUACAUAAACAGACAUGGAGUCAUGUUACUGAUGCUGAUUUAGGCAAGGAUAUCAUCAAUAAGUCAUGAUCUUCUGAACAAGGUCCCAUAACAAAUUCUCCAUUUUUGUUUACGUUCCUCAAGUGCUUCUGCCAUGUGUGUCCACUCUCUUCUCACUGGCUUUUGUACAACUUCACUUCCUUCCCUGCUUUGCCUUUCCCUUAACCUCCACAGCAGUUGUUUAUUCAGCACCCCCAAUUUUGAAACUUUCAUAAGAAUUUUAUAGUCAGCCAUAUGCAACCUAUGUCCACACCAGUGUUUCUGCUUAUCUGUUCUUUCUUUCAGACUGCAUUGCUUUUUUGUAGUUCAUUUAAUGACACUGUCAGUAACUCAGUAGUGUAGAAUGAUAGGAUGAGAGUGAAAUGGAAAGAUGUGAAAGGAAGUGGUUAUAGCUUAAUUUAUGAUACUAUGCCACCAUUCUCCGUGAGAGCUGAUGAAAAACACAGAAACUCUGAGCCAGGAUAGUUGAUGUCCCAGCCAAGAUCUGAAAUGGGCAUCUUAUGAAUGUAGGCCAAAAGCUCUUCUACUUGAACCGACUUUGUCAGUGCACUGCUUGUGGUCUGCUGAUAUUUCAAUUGGGCCAGUUCCAAGUUUCUACUCCUUAUGUCCGAGUCACAUUGCGACUGACAGUUGGUCAGUCAGUAAGUCUUGGUGUCAAGCGCCAUCUGGGGCUCAUGACCAGA